UAAAUGCUACUGCUAUACCCAAACUUGAAGGACGGGAUGCUUGUAGUGAUUUCGUUUUUGUAAAUCCACCACCGAAAGGCUCUAAAGAUAAUUUUUCUAUAAAAAAUAAUUCUGAAGUUAAAUGUGAAUGGUCUGGAUCAAAAGUCGGCUCUGUCUUAGAUUUUGAACUUUUUACAAGCGAGGGAAACAUAACAGGUAUUUUAUGGAACGUUACUGUUAAAAUGGAGGAUAAUUCAGCAAGCGCGAACAUUCGAAUACACGUACCUUUUGAUACAAAGCUCCCUGCUACUUUCUUGAGCAGAAGUUGGGCAAAUACGAGUACAGCUCAAGAUUGUACUGCUUUAAC
Messenger RNA from Racocetra persica, 346 nucleotides. The record is from the annotation of a GenBank genome assembly. Lineage: Eukaryota; Fungi; Glomeromycota; Glomeromycetes; Diversisporales; Gigasporaceae.